AUGGCUUCAGAGGUCAAGAAGGUUCUUAUCCCCAACCGGGGCGUGGACUACCGCGGCAAGGUUGUCCUCGCCCCCAUGGUUCGCUCUGGGGAACUGCCAUCCCGCCUGCUUGCUCUCCACUAUGGCGCAGACCUCGUCUGGGGACCCGAAACCGUCGACCGUGCUAUGAUUGGCACGACACGCCGCAUCAACGAGGCCUCGAAAACCAUCGACUGGGUGCGUCUCUCGUCCCAAGGUCAGAAGGAACCGCCAGUCGACCAAAAAGAGAGCGUCAUCUAUCGAAUCUGCCCCGACAAGGAGUCCACCAGGCAUAUCUUUCAAAUGGGAACAUCCGACCCGGAACGCGCGGUCCAAGCAGCCAAACUAGUCGCCGCUGAUGUCGCCGGUAUUGAUGUCAACGCCGGAUGCCCGAAGCCCUUCAGUACCAGUGGCGGCAUGGGUGCCGCUCUCCUACGUACGCCCGACAAGCUCUGCGCAAUUUUGGAGGCUCUGGUUCAAAAUAUCCCUCCCGAGUACAACAUCGGCAUCAGCGUCAAGAUUCGCCUGCUGGAAACAGCGGCUGAGACGGAGGCACUUGUCCGGAGGCUGUGCACCACCGGUAUCACAGGGUUGACUAUCCACUGUCGAACGACACCGAUGCGGCCACGGGAGCGCGCGAUCCGCGGACAACUGCGCAUGAUAGCUGAAGUCUGUCACGAAGCGGGGGUAGCGUGCCUUAUGAACGGCGAUGUGGAGAACAGAGACCAGGGGAUGCAGCUCGCCGAAGAAUUCGGGGCUGAUGGCGCCAUGAUUGCAACGGCUGCAGAGAAGAACCCCAGCUGUUUUAGAAGCCAGGAAAACGGUGGAGUGCUCCCUUGGCAUGAUGCCGUAGCUGAGUAUGUCAAGUUUGCCAUGGAAGUUGACAAUAGGUGGGGUAACACCAAGUACCUUUUGUCCCAGAUGGUUCCAGGCAAGGAUGCUAUGUACACGCCCACUGUCCAGAGCAAAUCUUAUACACAGGUGUGCACCGUGUUGAAGCUCGACCAUUUGCUUGAAGAAGCAAGCAGAAUUGACGCCAAGCUUGGGUUAGACCAACCCCGUACCAAACCAUCCAGGAGAGCCCAGAAAAGGAACGCCUCUGCCAUGGCCGCAGGAGGACAGGUGGGCAAAGACAGGGCAGAUAAAAAGCCCCGGAAUGUCUUGUCGGAGCAAAUCAGCACAAGUCAGAAGACUGCUGACCUGGUCGCAUAG
This is a messenger RNA of Clonostachys rhizophaga, 1230 nucleotides long. The record is from the annotation of a GenBank genome assembly. Lineage: Eukaryota; Fungi; Ascomycota; Sordariomycetes; Hypocreales; Bionectriaceae.